CCCCGGCGCGAGUCCGGGCGCGGGUUUCUCCCACGCAGCCUCUCAUUCAAAAGAUGCCGAAGGGGCGGCGCGGCAGUCAGAGCCCCACGAUGAGCCAGCGGCCGGCUCCGCCCCUCUAUUUCCCUUCCCUCUACGACCGCGGCAUCUCCUCGUCCCCGCUCAGCGACUUUAACAUCUGGAAGAAGCUCUUCGUGCCGCUGAAGGCGGGCGGGGCGCCGGCCGGUGGGGUGGCUGGGGGCCGACCCCUGCCUCAGGGACCUCCGGCCCCGGCCCCUCCGCCGCCGCCUGGCCUCGGUCCCCCCAGCGAGCGCCCCUGCCCUCCGCCGUGGCCCUCCGGCCUGGCCUCCAUCCCCUACGAGCCACUGCGCUUCUUCUACUCGCCGCCGCCGGGCCCCGAGGGGGCUGCUUCACCCCUGGCCCCCGGCCCCGCCACCCCACGGCUUGCCUCCGCCUCCCACCCGGAGGAGUUGUGCGAGCUGGAGAUCCGAAUUAAGGAGCUGGAACUGCUCACCAUCACUGGGGAUGGCUUCGACUCCCAGCGCUAUAAAUUCCUGAAGGCGCUAAAAGAUGAGAAGUUACAAGGACUGAAGACCAGGCAACCUGGAAAGAAGUCGACCUCUCUGUCCUGAGCUGCUGCCCUCCAGAGCUGGGAAGCCGCCUCCAUAGGUGUUAGUGCUUAGAUAAUGUCUCCCAUUUGUUGUCAUUUCAAAGAUGGUUAUUUUCUGUUCUGUAUUUACUGCUGUUCUUGUUGCUCCCAGCACAUACUUCACAUACAAUACCCACUUGUGUGAUAAAUCUCA
This is a messenger RNA of Marmota flaviventris (yellow-bellied marmot), 800 nucleotides long. It is a transcript of the gene C9H11orf91, whose product is annotated as chromosome 9 C11orf91 homolog. NCBI's taxonomy places the organism in Eukaryota, Metazoa, Chordata, Mammalia, Rodentia, Sciuridae. The record is from RefSeq and is a predicted model, not a curated record.